Molecule: messenger RNA, 4120 nt
Organism: Podospora pseudocomata
Lineage: Eukaryota; Fungi; Ascomycota; Sordariomycetes; Sordariales; Podosporaceae
Product: NADH:ubiquinone oxidoreductase
Exons: 2
Coding region: 1856-3604 (582 amino acids)
Molecular function (GO): NADH dehydrogenase activity
Source: RefSeq, a predicted model, not a curated record
GACGGCAUGGCGAUGAUCAGUCGCGUAGAAUAAGUGCAUGUGGGAAAUCCCCAGAGCUUCAUGAAGUGAAGAGCCAGUGGUGGUCUUGAUACCUAGCCUGAACUCGAUCUUGAUCGCUUGCCGGUCAGGGGUGGGUGUGCAAUGCAGGCCAGACCUCAGCCAGAUGCGGGGUGCGAGGGCCCAGCGUUGACGGGCGACCAGAUCAUUGACGAUCACUCAUGCGCGCCGUUGAUGGGAAUGCGGGCCGGGCUGGGCAUCAGGUACACAGGUUUUUUGUGUCAGAGAUCAAACCACCGGGCGAAUAUCCUCCGAGGAGACCACCCGGAAGUUGAAAAGAAUGGGAAUAGAAUUGAAGACGGAGCCUCGGGACGGCGGCAAUGGAAGAAGGCGGUGAUUCGCACUCCCAUCCCUCGGGACGGAUAUAGGUUGGAGAAGAAACUUGCUGUUUGUCUCUUGAAUGGAGAUAACCAAGAGUUUCCCCAACUAAGUUGCGGGUUUGGUCGGAGUCACUUCACAUGUUCCCUUCCUUUUCAUGUUCCUACUUCUCCCGACGACAGCAGCCUCGGUGGCAGUCGGUAAUGACUGGCAGGAGCGACCCUGUUAGCAUGUGUUGUUAGUACCUUGGUUGUGGAAGGAAUGAUCGUCUUGUUGAGAUUUUCAACAGUCAAAAUAAUCAAGUGUGAGACUUGGUCAAUUGUCAAAGACACUGAGCGCCUCAGCGCUUGAGAGUUGAGACCCAACAGCAUUUAGCCGGAGAGCCCAGUCCCACAAGGGGCAGCUCCGGGCCCGACUUGGCAACGGCCGUACAGGGCCGGAAUUUUCAACUGACAGACUUCGUCCGGGUCGGAGCUGGAAGCGGAGCGUUCGGAGGGUCCGUGCAAUUACGCUGGACCCGCAUGUGAUAGCGGAGUUGGCGAGGUUGUUGUUGAACAAACAUCCAGGAUGCACCCUAAUCGCAACCACAGACUCGAAUUGCAAUCGCAUGUCGUUCGACAUCAUCCUACUAUUCUCACCGCUGACACGAGCUGAAGGGGCGCAGGAACAAAUGCCAAUUGCGCAAAAUAAUGAGAUGAUGGGAGGGGCGUGGGGGGGGAGGCAACUGAUGACAAACAUGUCCCUGCUCCUUUUUGGACGCAUCGAGGCUCUCUGGUAUGGUUAUGUUUAUCAUGUCCUGGUGGCAGCCCCUUAUCGGAGUCGUUUGCGCGGUUUCCUUCCCGCCCACGCCGUCACGCUGUCUGUCAGCCCUGCCACUGUCACACUGGCCUUCUCCGAAAUACGGAAAUUCCCUUGUCUCAGUGGGUUGUUGGUGCUCCAGCCUCCGGACGCGGCAGUUAAGAAAAUGACUCUUUUGCUGCGACAAUGGCCAUGCAUCGCCAGCGACGUUUCAAACCUUUGGAGAAAAAUUGAGCUAUGAGUUGUGUCGUCAUCCAUGGGAUCCUUGCAGAGCCCCUUGGCAGCGAGGGAUGGUGGAGUGCUGAAUGUGUCUCUCGCGGCAUCUGAAUGGCUGGCUGGGCAGGUGGGGGUCCCGCUGAGCAGAAGCGCCGAAUAGGAUAAAAUCGAAAAAGUUGAAAAGAAACUGCUUACAGGGGUCUCCCGAGCUCCAUCUUAGUCACUAACCAUCACCACCUCACCUGUGCCUUAUCACCCUGCCCUGCGACAUCUUGCUUCAUUUUUUCUGCCUGUUUCUUUUUGAGUCCCCUCCUCAGUCUCUAUUCCUUUCCCUCAGCCUUUUAGAUAUACCCUCAGCUGGUAUCUCUGCCUUGCGCCCGCCGUCGCCUCGACGUUGAACUCUUCCUAUUUUACCUAGGCCUCUCUCCUGCUCUCCGCCGGCCUUUCCGUGUUUGCCCAUCAGGCAAUGUCCUCGUCGUCGCGAGCCCUCGCACAGCUUGCGGUGCCCCGUUCGGGUGCCGCUUUGCUCCAGUCCUCCUCCCAGGUCCCCAGAUUAUUCAUCCAGUCAUCACGCAAGACUGUGGCCGCCAGACCUGCCUUUGGUAGCUUACAAGGACCUGUCUCGAGGCAGUUCAGGCGCGGGUAUGCCGACCAGGCCGCUCCUGCCCCUCAGCCCCCCAAGAAGCGCCGAUUCCGGACGCUGAGGUGGGCGUGGAGGUUGGGAUACCUCUCUGCCAUCGCCGGUGUCGCCUACAUCGGCUACGGCAUCUACGAGGACAGACACCCAGAACCCCAGACCGAGCCAGACCCGACCAAGAAGACGCUUGUCAUUCUCGGCACCGGCUGGGGCUCUGUCUCCCUCCUGAAGCGUCUCGACACCGAAAACUACAAUGUCAUCGUCAUCUCGCCGCGCAACUACUUCCUCUUCACCCCCCUUCUCCCAUCAUGCACGACCGGCACCAUCGAGCACCGCUCCAUCAUGGAGCCCAUCCGCACAAUUCUGCGCUCCAAGAAGGCGAGCGUAAGAUUCUACGAGGCCGAAGCUAGUUCCAUCGACCCCGACCGCAAGGUGGUGCGCAUCUUUGACAACUCGGAAGUCAAGGGUGACAUGACCGAGACCGAGGUCCCCUACGACAUGCUGGUGGUUGGUGUUGGUGCCGAGAACGCGACCUUUGGCAUCCCUGGCGUCCGCGAGCACUCAUGCUUCCUGAAGGAGAUUGGUGACGCUCAAAGAAUCCGCAAAAGGAUCAUGGACUGCGUCGAGACGGCUGCCUUCAAGGACCAGUCGCCCGAGGAGAUUGACCGUCUCAUGCACAUGGUGGUGGUUGGCGGUGGCCCGACUGGUGUCGAGUUCGCCGGCGAGCUGCAGGACUUCUUCGAGGAGGACAUCAAGAAGCUGGUUCCCGAGAUCAGCGACCGCUUCCGCGUGACGCUGAUCGAGGCUCUCCCCAACGUCCUCCCUAGCUUCUCCAAGCAGCUCAUCGAGUACACCGAGAGCACCUUCAAGGAGGAAAAGAUCAACAUUCACACCAAGACCAUGGUCAAGAAGGUCACAGACAAGACGGUUGAGGCUGUGGCUACUCGCCCCGACGGCACCAAAGAGACGAUUGUAUUCCCCUACGGUCUUCUCGUCUGGGCUACCGGCAACGCCGUUCGUCCCGUCGUCCAGGAUCUCAUGCAGCGUAUCCCUGCGCAAAAGAACUCUCGCCGCGGCCUCGCUGUAAACGAGUACCUUGUUGUGCAGGGUGCCCGCGACAUCUGGGCUGUCGGUGACUGCGCCGUUGCCGGCUACGCCCCCACCGCCCAGGUUGCCAGUCAAGAGGGCAACUUCCUCGCGCGCCUGUUCAACAACAUGGCCAGGACUGAGGCUCUCGAGAACAAGAUUGCUGAGCUCAGCGGCUCUCUCAACCUCCAGCCCGGCAACACGGCCGAGAUCUCACGCGAGAUUGAGGAGUAUGAGCGUCAGCUCCGCCGCAUCAAGGACGUGAAGCCCUUCCACUACAGUCACCAGGGUUCCCUCGCUUAUAUUGGCAGCGAGAAGGCUGUCGCUGACGUCACAUGGUUCAACGGCAACGUUGCCGCCGCCGGUGGUUUGACCUACCUCUUUUGGAGAAGCGCCUACAUCAGCAUGUGCUUCAGCACCAGGAAUCGUCUGCUUGUCAUCAACGACUGGCUCAAGUCCAAGCUCUUCGGUCGCGAUCUUUCUCGCGAGUAGACUGGUUUCGAGCCAACCUCUUCUUCUCUCGUUUCGAGGUCCACCGCGUGGCGAUCAUGGAUGAGCGGGCUUUCAUCAUUCCCUUUGUGUAGUUUUUCUUGUUAAUGACGGAGUCUCGGGGGUGGGCACCUAACCUAAUAGAACAUGGGCUAGACUGGCUUUUCAUUUUUGGCGGGAAAUAGACUAGGGGCAAACGAAUUUCUUUCUGCUGUAUGUAUCAUCAAAUAUUGACACCCGUGAAACGUUGCUGAGGACUUCUCGAAGUAUUAUAAUGGCUCAACCAGGUGCUUCUUGUACCUAUGAUCGACGAUCCAUCCAUCCAUCCAUCCAUCCAACGGUCCGGGUUCCCGGGAUGAAUCCCACGUGCCGUCUGCUCGAGUCAGUCUUGUUCCAAGACGGCCCAAGACCAGACACCCUGGCCGUUUUUUAAGAGAUGGACAGGGAAGAUGAUCAAUGAUUAGAUUGAUAAGAUCUUGAUGCAUUUCAUCUCGGUGGAGGUGUUUUGGGGCCAACCAC